Molecule: messenger RNA, 759 nt
Organism: Prunus armeniaca (apricot)
Lineage: Eukaryota; Viridiplantae; Streptophyta; Magnoliopsida; Rosales; Rosaceae
Source: the annotation of a GenBank genome assembly
AUGCCGAUCCGGAACAUUGCCGUUGGCCGACCCGAGGAGACGUACCACCCGGACGCCUUGAGGGCGGGUCUCGCCGAGUUCAUCUCCACGCUGAUCUUCGUCUUCGCCGGAGAGGGCUCCGGCAUGGCCUUCGCCAAGCUCACCCACGGGGCCGCGACCACGCCAGCAGGCCUCAUCGCCGCUUCUCUAGCCCACGGAUUCGGCCUCUUUGUCGGCGUAGCCGUCAGUGCCAACAUCUCCGGCGGACACGUCAACCCCGCCGUCACCUUCGGCGCCUUCGUCGGCGGCAAUAUCUCCCUCCUCCGCGGCAUCCUCUACUGGAUCGCCCAGCUGCUCGGGUCCACCGUCGCCUGCGGGCUCCUCAAGUUCGCCACCAACUACCAGACUACCUCCGCAUUUGCUCUCUCCGAGGGGGUUGGGGUUUGGAACGCGUUCGUUUUCGAGAUCGUGAUGACGUUUGGGUUGGUGUACACGGUGUACGCCACAGCCAUUGACCCGAAGAGAGGCAGCGUGGGAACAAUCGCGCCGAUCGCGAUCGGUUUGGUAGUUGGCGCGAACGUUUUGGCGGGUGGGGCUUUCGAUGGAGCAUCCAUGAACCCGGCCGUUUCAUUCGGGCCGGCUUUGGUGAGCUGGAGCUGGCAAAACCACUGGGUGUACUGGGCCGGGCCUUUGAUCGGCGGUGGGCUUGCUGGGCUUAUUUACGAGUCCGUCUUCAUCGGCAACUCUGGCCACGAGCCACUCCCGACCGCUGAUUACUAA